This is a messenger RNA of Lutra lutra (Eurasian river otter), 4140 nucleotides long. RefSeq names its product nuclear receptor subfamily 2 group E member 1 (gene NR2E1). The transcript has 9 exons. The coding region runs from base 1611 to 2768 and encodes 385 amino acids. Gene Ontology annotation, biological process: anatomical structure development; cell differentiation; negative regulation of transcription by RNA polymerase II. The record is from RefSeq and is a predicted model, not a curated record. NCBI's taxonomy places the organism in Eukaryota, Metazoa, Chordata, Mammalia, Carnivora, Mustelidae. Gene Ontology annotation, molecular function: nuclear receptor activity; RNA polymerase II cis-regulatory region sequence-specific DNA binding; zinc ion binding.
CCCACCGCGGCGCAGGGAGCGGGGCGCGAGAGAGCACAGGAAUCGAGGGAAGGCUGGAGGGAGCAGUGGGGGCCUAAGGCGGAGAAAGCUCUGCAGAUUCCCGGACGCUUCCUAGAGAGGGGGAGCCAGCGAAGCCCUCUGGGGAUGAGCUACAAAAAGGAAAGUUCUGCCUUCCAGUCGCUCCAGUGCAGAUAAUGGAGGCGACAGGGACUUCGCUCUGCUCCAGAUGGGCUUUGCUUUGGGGAGCAGGCGGCACCCUCCCCGCAGCUGGUGCCCAAGCCGACUGCGCGAAGGCCGCAGGAACGGAGCCUCCAGCAGACCCCAUCCCAGGCCCCAAGUCCGUACACAGCGUCCUGAGCUACAACUUUCCGUAGAUAGUUGCAAAAUGAAUGAUUACUCACCUCGGACCAGAUCCAAGUUUUACCCAACAGAAGGGGCACGGGACCAAGAAUGAACCAACUCACAUGGCCAUAUCCGGUGCGCACAAUCACACACAAACACACAGCCACCCAGUUUCUUCCACGAAUCUGUCUGGCGCUCUGGAGAAAAGGGGGAAAGCGUUUUGAGAAUGCUCCAUCUCCCCUCCCCUUCCCCCUUGCCAUGAAAUAUAAUAAUUCAUUUUUAUUACAAGAGCAGCACUGUCCUCACCAGCACGCACGCACAGAGCCACACUCCCAUAUUCACACUCUAACUCGUCAGCUCCGACAGCGCCUGCAUUUUCUUUGGGAGCCGCUUGGAGGUUCAUUAAUAUCAUUAGCAUUUAACCCCCUCCCUCUUCCCAUCCCCUCCCCGCACAUGGCUGACGUCAGACCCCGCCAGGAGUUGGGGGAAAAGCUAAGUGGGCCAGGGACGCCCUAUUCCCCUCCCCGCGGCUGCCUGUCAGAGCGCUUCUGGAGAUAUUACAGGGGACCCAGCCCGCAGCGACAAGCACAAAGUCACGGGGUAAUGAACUUCGGGGACCCUUUGCUGCUCUGUGCGCGGCUCUCCCCGGAAACCGGGACCUGGCCGCCUGUUUCCUCGGAAGACUUCCCAGCAAUCUAGUUUCCCACUCCGCUCUCGGGUUUGGGCAGCGCGGAGCCCAUCUGCCUGAGACCGCGGUUGUGUUUUCCUUCUUUCCUUAAAAGAGCAGCGCUCUGUAGAGAUCUGGCCACACUCCGCAUGCCUAAUGUAAAAGGAGAAAUUGAAGACUGAGAGACAGGAAUGGGGAAAGAGAGGGAUUUUCUCCUUUUUGCUCCGUAGGAAGACCGUUUUCGUGUCUCCAUCUCUGUCCUUCACUAUUCCUCUCUUGCUGUCCUCCUCCCAUCUUCCUCAAUCUGCCUGUCCGUCUCUCCGUUUGUCUGUCCAUGCGCGUGUCCCUACCAAGCAACAUUCCCAGCAGCUGCGGUUUUGCAAGAGCCGGGAAGAAACUUGAGGAUGCUUAAAUUCCCACCGUGGAACGAAUUCUGAGCGCCCAGGGAGCAGCGCAGCGCGCAACCGACACCCACCUGUCCGGCCCGGGAGCCUGCAGGCUGGAGGGCGGCUGGAGAGCGGCGGCGCCGGGCGGUGAGGCGGGCGCUGCCGGCCGGGACUCGGGCAGCGCCCACCAACCGCUCCGCCCGGGGACAGCCAGCAUGAGCAAGCCGGCCGGAUCAACAAGCCGAAUUUUAGAUAUCCCCUGUAAAGUGUGUGGCGACCGCAGCUCGGGGAAACACUACGGGGUCUACGCCUGCGACGGCUGCUCGGGGUUUUUCAAACGGAGUAUCCGGCGGAAUAGGACGUAUGUCUGCAAAUCUGGAAACCAGGGAGGCUGCCCAGUGGACAAGACGCACAGAAACCAGUGCAGGGCGUGUCGGCUGAAGAAGUGUUUGGAAGUCAACAUGAACAAAGAUGCCGUGCAGCACGAGCGGGGGCCUCGGACGUCCACCAUUCGCAAGCAGGUGGCCCUCUACUUCCGCGGACACAAGGAGGAGAACGGGGCGGCCGCGCACUUCCCCUCGGCGGCGCUGCCCGCGCCCGCGUUCUUCACCGCAGUCACGCAGCUCGAACCCCACGGCUUGGAGCUGGCCGCGGUGUCCGCCACCCCGGAGCGGCAGACUCUCGUGAGCCUGGCUCAGCCCACGCCCAAGUAUCCCCACGAAGUGAAUGGGACCCCGAUGUAUCUGUACGAAGUGGCCACGGAGUCUGUGUGUGAAUCAGCCGCCAGGCUUCUGUUCAUGAGCAUCAAGUGGGCUAAGAGUGUACCAGCUUUCUCCACGCUAUCUUUGCAGGACCAGCUGAUGCUUUUGGAAGAUGCUUGGAGAGAACUGUUUGUUCUAGGAAUAGCACAAUGGGCCAUUCCGGUCGAUGCUAACACUCUACUGGCUGUAUCUGGCAUGAACGGUGACAACACAGAUUCCCAGAAGCUGAACAAGAUCAUAUCUGAAAUACAAGCUUUACAGGAGGUGGUGGCUCGAUUUAGACAACUCCGGUUAGAUGCUACCGAAUUUGCCUGUCUGAAAUGCAUCGUCACUUUCAAAGCUGUUCCUACACACAGUGGUUCUGAGCUGAGAAGUUUCCGGAAUGCUGCCGCCAUUGCAGCCCUUCAAGAUGAGGCCCAGCUAACCCUCAACAGCUACAUCCAUACCAGAUACCCCACACAGCCCUGUCGCUUUGGAAAACUCCUGUUGCUUUUGCCAGCUUUACGUUCUAUUAGUCCAUCAACCAUAGAAGAAGUGUUUUUCAAAAAAACCAUCGGCAACGUGCCCAUUACAAGACUGCUUUCAGAUAUGUACAAAUCCAGUGAUAUCUAAGCUCCGAGUCCCCGCUUUUCAGGAUGGGACAGUGUCUGAUGAACUUCUACCCGUGGAGAACAAGCCUCAACUAACAAACCCUUCAGGAAGCAUAAACCUGGGAAUGUGUAGCCUUCAGAAAAACAUGCCAAUGGACGCAAAACAGUUCCAGUCGCUUUGACCUGCUGCCUCCCCCAGGGUAGGGCAGCAGGGAAGGAAAGGGGGUGUCACAGGACCACCGGAGCCGAGAGAACUCCUUGCUGCCGCGCCCUGGGAGGGGGGCCAGAUCGGGGGGGUUGCCGCAGGCCGUGCCAUCCUGCCUCUUACCUGGAAGACCGGGCUGAACUCUCAAAAGCUGAACCGUCCGUAGAACUUUCUUUUCUUUUUUAGCAUAUGAAGUUGGGUAACCAAAUAGAGCUCUGUGUAUAACAUCAUACGGCAGCCUUCAGAACUAUUUUACGUUGGAGAAUUUAUUUUAAAAAUAAUGGUUAGGUUUUCAAUCAAAAGUUUUAUCAAAAGUUUUUCUUCUAUCGUAAUACAUCAUGAAGUGGCCUUCAGGACUGAGUUAGUAAAUGAAAGGUAGCUUAUGCCGUGAAACUUGUUUUCUCUCCUUUCUCUCUCUUUUGUUCUUCCCCUUCUUCUUCCCCUCCUUCUCCUCCUCCUUCUCUUCAAUACCAUAGGCCAGGCAACCUUGUCCAAGGAACUGGUGGACGAAAAUGAGAUUCGCACCAGGACUUGAGCUUGGAUAACAUCUCAAAAAUAGAAGAGCUUUACUAAAAAGAACGCAAGUUGAUGGAGGAUGGAUAAAAACAGCAAAACCAAAUAAAGCGGAGGUGAAGGCGGAGGGAGAUCGCUGUCCCGUUAUCAAAGUGCUGAAACCAAAGGCGAUGGGGGUCCAAACUCGUGUUUCGGCGAGUCACAGCAAAGUAGCUGAACAGAGACAUGACGCCAGAAGGAACCACAUGGAGAUGAAGGCUAAGAGGUUUCUUGAUUGAUCCAUGGCUAACAGCCUGAGACUCUUCAAUGCCUUUCAGAAAACCGGUUUCUAGUAAAGCCUUGAACACGCGCAUGCACACGCACAUGCACACGCACACGCGUGCGUACACACACACACACACACACACACACACACACACACACCGUCCUACACUAUAAGCUGCUCCUUUGGUAUGAAUCUAUACUUAUGGAAAUGUAGAAACAACCAUUUUAAAAUAGCUGCUGUACUUUUCACAUUUUGAUUUCUUAGGUACUAGCAACUGAGGAAAAAUAUUCAGCACUUGGACUAUCAUAGGAUGAGUAAAACUUUUCUUGUACAAAGUGAAUUAACUGAUUUGUGAAGUUAAAAGGUUGUACUCAUUGUAUUUACAAAGAAUAAAAAUAUAUUGGAUUUAAA